UCCCUCCGGUCAAAGGUCCUAGAAACAAGUGAGUAGUGACAUAUGUCAUGUCAACUGACAAUAGCAAAUGUCAUUGUCAUUCGAAAAUUUAAAUCGAAUUUUCCAAUUUCCAUUUACAUUUUCCAAUGAUCGUCGAUCAUUCAUGGUUUUAAAAGAAAUUAAAUGCUCUUCAACUAUAUGUGAUUGUUUUUAGAAGUUUAGAACACGUUGCUUGUAAUUUGUUUAACUAAACUAAAGAUAGAAACUCAUCGAUAACCUAUAAAGGAUUUAGUUAUUAAAAAAAUUGCGGUAGUGUACAUAAAAUUUAGAAUGUAACAUCGCAGUUGAUAAUGCUGUAAUGUCGACCCGAAAGUGAAAAAUGAGAAUAGCAAGAAGAAAAAUUACUUUGAAUCAAUCGAAGAUUUGAGUUUCCAUGCAAUCAGCGGUACGGCGCGUCAGUGCGCGCGUGCGCGUGGCCCUGGCGCGCGCGCGCAGCUCGCCCGGCGCCGACGAGCAGAGCCCGCUGCGGCGCUUGCUGCGCGACGCCAGCGCGCACGCCGAGGCGGCCGGCGCGGGCGAGCUGCAGUGGGCCACGCAGCCGUACGCCAGCGCGCCCGCGGCGUGCGCCGACGCGCCCGCCGAGCGCUCGGAGCCGCGCGACGCCACGGUGCUGCUGUUCCCGGGCCAAGGCUCGCAGUACGUGGGCAUGGGACGGCGCCUGCGCGACGUGCCGGCCGCGCGCGAGCUGUACGACCUCGCCGCCAGCGUCGUCGGCUGGGACGUGUGGCGCGUGUGCACCGAGGGCCCCGCGGCGCUGCUGCACGAGCGCUGCCAGGUGUGCGUGCUGGUCACGGCGCUGGCGGCGCUGGAGCGCGCGCGCGACGAGCGGCCCGGCGCCGUGCAGCGCGCGCGCGCCGCCGCCGGCUUCUCGCUGGGCGAGAUCGCGGCGCUGGUGUUCGCGGGCGCGCUGCAACUGCCGCACGCGCUGCGCCUGGCCGAGCUGCGCGCCGCCGCCAUGGGCGCCGCGGCGCGCGAGCGGCCCGGCGGCAUGCUCACGCUGUGGCUGGCGCCCGACGCGCGGCUGGGCGCGCUGCUGGCGGAGGCGCGCGCGCGCGCGGCCGGCGCGGCGCUGCCCGAGCCCGUGUGCGAGGUGGCCGGCUACCUGUCGCCGGGCUGCAAGGUGGUGGCGGGCGACGAGGCGGCGCUGCGCGCGCUGGAGGCGCAAGCGCGCGCGUUCGGCGUGCGGCGCACGGCGCGCGUGGCCGUGGCGGGCGCGUUCCACUGCGCGCUGAUGGCGCGCGCGGAGGCGGCGGUGCGCGAGGCGCUGCGCGCGCUGCCGGUGGCGGCGCCGCGGCUGCGCGUGGUGUCGUGCGUGGACGCGCGCGCGGUGGCGGACGCGGCGGGCGCGCGGCGGCGGCUGGCGCGGCUGACGGCGGCGCCGCUGCGCUGGGAGCAGGCGCUGCACGCGCUGUACGCGCGGCCGCGCGGCGCGCCGCAGCCGCUGACGCUGGCGCUGGGCCCGGGCGGCGCGCUGCGCUCCACGCUGAAGCUGGUGAACGCGCGCGCGUGGGACGCGUCGCUGCAGGUGGACGCGUGACGGUAGACUCCGGUGCUGUUGUACUUUGAUCGUCUCUUUAGUGUAAACUAGUUAGUCAAAAACUAUAUUGAACAAUACAGAUUUAUAUCUCGAA
Molecule: messenger RNA, 1670 nt
Organism: Bicyclus anynana (squinting bush brown)
Lineage: Eukaryota; Metazoa; Arthropoda; Insecta; Lepidoptera; Nymphalidae
Gene: beg
Product: probable malonyl-CoA-acyl carrier protein transacylase, mitochondrial
Exons: 2
Coding region: 413-1576 (387 amino acids)
Molecular function (GO): transferase activity
Source: RefSeq, a predicted model, not a curated record